This is a messenger RNA of Acanthoscelides obtectus, 1162 nucleotides long. The record is from the annotation of a GenBank genome assembly. NCBI's taxonomy places the organism in Eukaryota, Metazoa, Arthropoda, Insecta, Coleoptera, Chrysomelidae.
GGUAUUUUGAAGUAUCCGAAAGCAUGAACAAAAUCGGAGAAAAUAAUAAAAGCCAAGAGACGAUCACCCACUGUCAGCUGAAGAACAGAUAUUUUACAUAAAAAUAACUGAAGCAAUAUUUGGGUACAACGAGCAAGUAAGAAAUGAGAAACUCAGAGUUCUUGCGGUUGAUUACGUGAAAUUCUUGCUACCAUAUUUAUGUAUCUUCAUCAGAGAUACCAUUCAAUUAAACAUUGCUUACCCAGACCUCACACUUUUGAUAUACUGUAUGAGAAUGACAAAGAGUUUAUUAAGCAAUCCACAUUUGAAUCUCUUAGAUCAACUUCACAUCAUUCUACCAGCAAUUUUGUCAUGUGGAUUAACAAGAAAGACUUCCAAGUACUACUAUGACAAUCACUGGACUUUGAGAGAUUUUUCGGCUUAUAUGGCUGUUACAAUAUGCCAGAAGUUUUCAAACUCUUUAAACAAUUUGACCAAUAGAGUUAUAUUUUUGUACCUGAGACCACUGAAGAGCUACAACUGUCCUCUAACAACAAUAUAUGGCGCCGUUAAAGGUAUAGCUGCAUUUGGAGAAGACACAGUGAAGAUUUUUUUAUUUCCUUACAUCAACAACAUCAGCAAGCGUAUUUUCAUGAUUUUUGAAAGAAGGCAAUACAAUUUCCACUCUGAAGAAAAAAUUAAGCAACAAAUAAUUGAAGCCAAGCAUGUCCGCGACGCUAUUUUAUGUACUGUAGCACCUAUAUUAUAUAAGGCCAAAAACAUUACUGAUGGUGGAAUCAUGUAUAUGCAAAUGUUUGGAUAUCUGGGAAGAUUUUUGUAUGCUGAAGUGAAAAACCUCGAAAAAAUGGAUCUUGAAAGAAAGAAGUUUGAGCAAAUUAAAGCAGCAAGUAAAAUAUAUGUUUAUAAGGAAUGCAAGGGAAACCACUAAUAAGAGUUAUAUCAAACACUGGUGUCCUUUUGUAACAAUUUUGGAAGCACUAUACCUCAGAAAAGAUAUUGAGACUAAGAAAAAUACAAUUCAUGGUCACUGUCCAUAACUCCUAUUAAUUUGAUUUAUAUAGAUAAUAUGAUUUCGUAUUAGUUGUGCUAUUACUUUAGUUAUUAUUUUCCAUUUGAUGUAAUUUGAUAUUCAAGAAUUCCAUAACUAUAAAUAAACUCAUGA